AUGGCACUGUCCUGUAGAGGUGUGUGCAGCGGAGCUUCUUUGAUCUUAUUGUAUGGAAAACGACCUGUCGGAGUCAAAGCAAGUCUCUGCACACCUAGACUGGAUUACACAAAAUCCAGUAGUUUGUGGUUUGUUAGACACUACUCACCUUCACAAGCAAGACAUGGAAUUGGUCGAAGCAUUGUGUCCGGUCUGAAAUGGACCAAUGAGAAAUAUGAGAGAUUCCUGCAACGUCGCUUUCCACGAUUUUACGUUCUCUAUCAGACUUUUAUGAGAGGUUUCCGACUCCUGUUUCAAGAUGGUAAAAAAGUGAGAAGAAUCAUAGCCUGCAUGCUGAAUGAAAAAACUGAGUACCAGAAUUUGCAUUACCGUGAUAUGGAGAAAAUCAGGCAGGUCCGCAGGGACUUAAUCAAAGCCAUCCCAUUGGUCAUCUUAUCAAUACCUCCCUUUGCCAACUAUGUGGUCUUCAUCCUUAUGUACCUCUAUCCUCGCCAGCUUCUGAUCCGGCACUUCUGGACCCCACAGCAGCUGGUGGAGUUUCAGGGGGUGUAUCAUGCCCAGAGAGCACAACACCACUGGGCUAUAGUCAAAGGGCUGGAGAGCAUAUCAACAUCUGUCCAAGACAGCCGCCUCAAAAGCCGCCUCAUGGAGCUCUGCAGUAAGGUCCGAAGUGGAGUCCAUCCUGUGGUGUCUGAUGUCCAUGCAGUGAGAACUUUGUUCUCUGGGCCUCCCUUGGGUAUCAAGAGAAUAUAUGCAGAUCAGAUGAGGCACCUGUGUCCUUUGCUUUUCCUGACGCCCCGCCUCCCAGGCUUCUGGAUUGGUCGACGCUUGAACAGCCACGCCUUAGAACUCAUGCAGCUUGACCGCGCCAUUGUUCGAUUAGGCGUGCACCAAUUAAACGAUGCGGAGCUCAGAGAGGCAUGUUACGUGAGAGGGCUGAAUCCUGACCAUCUGAGUCCCGGACAGUGCCGGGAAUGGCUCACACAGUGGUUGCAGUUCUCAACACACCUCAAAGAGUCAGAGACCUCCCUCUAUUUGCACUGUAUGGUGCUGCUCACUGUAAACUACCCUAAACACCCAGGUCACUGGCCUCAGAAAGAAGUAGAUGACUUCUCUUCCUAAUGCCCAGUGCUGAAAAUCCACCACCACACCCAAAGGCAAAACAUCACAGGAACAAACAGACUCAUGUUUGCAAAUCCAAGCAGGGCAAAACCUUUUUUUUUUUCUUUUUUUUUAUACAUGAGUCCUUUGGUUCAGUCACACAUUAUUUUCAUUAUGAAGGAAAUCUUUCAAGUUUCUGCAGGAAUUAUUCUUUAAAAGUGUUUCUUGGCGAUCCA
This is a messenger RNA of Carassius auratus (goldfish), 1337 nucleotides long. Its product is annotated as LETM1 domain-containing protein 1-like. The transcript is spliced from 9 exons. NCBI's taxonomy places the organism in Eukaryota, Metazoa, Chordata, Actinopteri, Cypriniformes, Cyprinidae. Gene Ontology annotation, molecular function: ribosome binding. The coding region runs from base 1 to 1122 and encodes 373 amino acids. Gene Ontology annotation, cellular component: mitochondrial inner membrane. Gene Ontology annotation, biological process: intracellular monoatomic cation homeostasis. The record is from RefSeq and is a predicted model, not a curated record.